Messenger RNA from Gracilinanus agilis (Agile Gracile Mouse Opossum), 1461 nucleotides. It is a transcript of the gene TTC33, whose product is annotated as tetratricopeptide repeat domain 33. The record is from RefSeq and is a predicted model, not a curated record. The coding region runs from base 71 to 859 and encodes 262 amino acids. The transcript is spliced from 5 exons. NCBI's taxonomy places the organism in Eukaryota, Metazoa, Chordata, Mammalia, Didelphimorphia, Didelphidae. Gene Ontology annotation, molecular function: protein binding.
GCCGCUUCCGCUUCCGGUGGGCUGAAGCAAAGCGGAACGUAAACACGGGCAGCAGGGAGCUGUCGCCAGAAUGGCUUCCUUUGGAUGGAAGAGGAAAAUUGGCGAAAAGGUCUCAAAAGUCACAUCCCAGCAGUUUGAAGCCGAAGCUGCUGAUGAGAAGGGCUUAGUGGAGAAUGAUGACGUUAAUUGGCUUCAUGCAAUUAAACGAAAGAAAGCAAUUCUCCUAGAAGACUGUACAGAGAAGAGUAAACGGUUAAAGGAUGAAGGUGCAAUUUUGGCUGAAAAUAAGAGGUACUGGGAGGCAAUUCACAAAUGGGAUGAAGCACUUCAGUUAACUCCAGAUGAUGCUACCUUGUAUGAGAUGAAAUCACAGGUUCUGAUGUCUCUUCAUGAAAUGUUCCCUGCGGUUCAUGCAGCAGAAAUGGCUGUUCAGAGAAAUCCACAUUCAUGGGAAGCUUGGCAAACUCUGGGACGUGCUCAGCUAGGGUUAGGGGAGAUUGUCUUGGCAAUUCGAAGUUUCCAGGUAGCCUUGCACAUCUAUCCAAUGAAUCCUGAAAUAUGGAAAGAAGACCUUUCCUGGGCAAGAACACUGCAAAAGGAGCAGAAGGAAGCACAGAGAGUUAAAAGAACUGAAACACCAGCUGAAGAAAUACAUUUUUCACCAAAAUCAAUUCCAGAUUAUGACUUUGAAAGUGAUGAGAUUGUUGCCGUUUGUGCAGCUAUUGCAGAAAAACAGAAGACGGUAUCAGCAAAUAAAACGAUGGUGAUCGUGUCAGCAUCAGGGACUGUAGAGACCAUAACCGAGAAGGAAGAAGGUGCCACAGUCCCAGAUGGUUCUGUUUUUAUCAAAGCUCGAUAAAGCAGUGCAUGUAACUUGAACCUAGCUUGUUGAGCAUCUCUUAAAAGUUUUAGCAGCAGAGAAAUCCAUCCUUAAGAAACAGGGUGAAACCAGUAUUUUUGAGAUGAGAAAUUUGAAAACUUAUGGUAGAAUCAUUGCAUAAUGUCUGGUCAGCAUUUUGAUGACUUGUGACUUAGAAUUUCAGCCUCAAGAAAUGUGAGUAAAAUGUUGAGUGAUUAGCACAUUUUGUUUAGUUUUUGUAUGUAAAAGCUGUAAAAGCACUCAUUUCACUAAUUUGUAACUUGAAAAGUGAAAGAAUGUUAAAAAUACUGCAGAUCCCUUUUAUUAUUUAUGGAUUGAUAUGAAGACCAUUGUUGUAAACUGGCUAUUCAAACUGAUAUUUGUUUUUUCAAAUUGGAAAAAGUGGCAGGCUUCCCUCCCCAUCAAAAUAUGUUAUUAUUUAGGUAAAAAGUAGGUUGAACCCAAGAAGAAUCAAAUAUUUAGGCAUUGUAACAAAUAAGGAGAGUUAAUAGUCAAAGUGAAAUUGUUAUUAGGAAUACAGAAUAUAGAAGUGUCACUGGGAACUUUGGAAACUUCAGCAAAAAAAUGUAUGCAUGCCAACA